This is a messenger RNA of Drosophila ananassae, 2112 nucleotides long. Its product is annotated as sodium channel protein Nach. NCBI's taxonomy places the organism in Eukaryota, Metazoa, Arthropoda, Insecta, Diptera, Drosophilidae. The transcript is spliced from 7 exons. Gene Ontology annotation, molecular function: ligand-gated sodium channel activity. Gene Ontology annotation, cellular component: membrane. The record is from RefSeq and is a predicted model, not a curated record. Gene Ontology annotation, biological process: sodium ion transmembrane transport. The coding region runs from base 1 to 1605 and encodes 534 amino acids.
AUGGCCUUUAAGAAGCGACGCAUCUUUGACCUUCGCCAGGUUCAAGCUCAACAGCUGGCCAAAUCCGCAGCCCUCGCCCUUAGACACAGUAAUCCUAGUUCCAACCAUUCUGAGAGCCCCAUGAAGACGGCUCUCCACCAGUUCUGGAAAAUUAGGGAGUGGUUCUCCGAGAAUAUGCGCAACUACUGCCAAACUACUUCACUACAUGGAUUCAGUUACAUCACCCGACAGGACAUCAGUCACCAGGAGCGCCUGUUCUGGCUAACGGUCGUCAUCCUGGCCAUCAUCACGUCGAUUGUGCUGGUGGUGGUGUCCUGGUACUGGAGCCAGGAAACGCCAACGGUGACGGUCAUCGAGAGCUCGCACUUCCCCACCUGGAACAUUCCGUUCCCGGCCGUUACCAUCUGCAAUUUCAACAAGAUUUCCAAGACCAAGGCACUAACCUUGCUGGAUCAAAUGCACAUCCCGGUUGGGGUUAAUAAGUCCGAGAUACACAGCCUAUUUAAUUUGACUCUGUUGCCUGUGGACAGCAUGAUUAGCAACAGUUCCUUGCAAAUCUACGACAGGAUAUUGGUCCUGAAUAAUCUUACGUUGCACGGACUCACCCAGCAAUUGUCGCCCGAUUGCAUGGACAUGAUUUCCAGCUGCAUUUGGAAGGGAAUCAACACGAGGUGCGACAGUUUGUUCCAGCGAAUAGAUACUAUGGAAGGGCAGUGCUGCACAUUCAACUACUUUGGCGGGAUCACCAACAAUUUUCCAGAAAAAAUUGCAUAUCAGGUUCCUAAACGUCCCUAUCGAGUGACGGGCUGUGGGUAUCCGACAGGACUCUCGGUUCUGCUCAACCCAAUGGUUUCCGACUAUUAUGGAACUUUCUUCAGUGGCUUUGGAUUUCGGCUGCUCCUCCACGAUGCCUAUAAUUUUCCGGACGAGAACUCCGAAACGAAGGUAGUGACCUCCACGCGGGAGAGCUUUGUGCGCAUCAAUCCGGAGUCCACCUACGCCACUAACGAUAUACGCCGCAUGGAUCUCUCCCUGAGGAACUGCCUCUUUGGAAGCGAGAGGACGAUGCAUGGUCUGAGGCGCUACUCAUUCAUAAACUGCAUGUUCGAGUGCCGGGUCCGGAUGACUUUGGAUCAUUGUGGUUGCAUUCCGCCGUACGUCUACAACAAUGGAAGCCAAAAAGUUUGCGGAGUGCUAGAAGCCAACUGCAUGAUUACAAGUAAACGACUUUUCUCUCAUGCCUUGGCCAAUUUGAAUAUUUCGCUUUCAAUUGUCCGUGAAACUGACAGGUUUCCCUGCGGAUGUUUGCCAGAUUGCCAGUCGAACCACUAUGUUUCGGAGAGCACCAUGGGCAGGUUGGACAUGAGCUACUUUUCCAACCGCCCAACCCUCAGCAAUGCCUCGGACAGGAUACUGCUUCAUGUGUUUUUCAGUGACUUGAUGAGCACCAGAUUUCGCACUGACAUCUUUCAGAAUUGGCUGUCCGCCCUGGCCUCGUUUGGCGGCUUACUGGGCCUAAUUAUGGGCUUCAGCAUAGUGACUGCCUUUGAGUUCCUCUACUUCCUCACCUUUCGACCCAUAUUCAACUACAUCAACAGGGACUAGGCCAGUUCCACUUAACUUGGUUUCUCUGUACAUAAACACGCUUACCCCUGCUGCACUUCUAUUGCACUCCACUUGACACGCUUUAAUUAGAACUUUGAUUGAUGACCAGUGGCACGAUGAGCACUAUAAAUUGUCUGGAUUCGAGCACUCUUUGCCAACACAAUGUCUUUAGGAGUGGAUGAGUCCCUAUAUCGCCGCCUCUUUCGAGAGUUUCUGCGUCAGAGUUACAUCAAUGGACUGCACCCAUUUCUCUACCACUCGCCCGUCCGCCUUGCCAAAGCUAUUUGGCUGGCCUUUCUAACUAGCCUUGUGAUCUACACCCAUUUAGUGAUUGUGAACCUGACCCAGGAGUACCUGGUACAGCCUACGGAGAUCCACCUGUCCCCCGACCUAGUGCAUGUGGCCAACAGCCCCUUUCCGGCCGUGGGCGUGUGCACUGCCAACAAGAUCAGCCAGCGGCGUCUACGGAGCUAUGCAUUGAAAUUGUAAGUGAUUUAUUUUAAUCCA